Molecule: messenger RNA, 510 nt
Organism: Entrophospora candida
Lineage: Eukaryota; Fungi; Glomeromycota; Glomeromycetes; Entrophosporales; Entrophosporaceae
Source: the annotation of a GenBank genome assembly
AUGAGCUCUUCCAGUCCUAAAGCACCAGAUAAUAAAAAAGUAACUUUGAAAAGUAAUGACGACAUUGAAUUCAAAGUUGAUAUAUCAGUUGCUAGUCGUUCUAUAUUACUUAAAAAUAUGAUUGAAGAUGUUGGUGAGACUGAUCAAGUAAUUCCUCUUCCUAAUGUUAAGGAGAAGGUCUUAAAAAAAGUUCUUGAUUGGUGCGAGCAUCAUGUAAAUGAUCCACAGCCAACUAACGAAGAUGAUGAUAGUCGUAAGAGAAAUACCGAGAUUGAUGAUUGGGAUCAAAGAUUUUUAAAUGUGGAUCAAGACAUGCUCUUUGAAAUUAUUCUGGCUGCAAACUAUUUAGAUAUUAAACCAUUAUUAGACAUUGGUUGUAAAACCGUUGCAAAUAUGAUUAAAGGAAAAUCACCUGAAGAAAUUAGAGCUACAUUCAACAUUGAGAAUGACUUUACUCCAGAAGAAGAAGAACAAAUUCGUAAAGAAAAUGAAUGGGCAGAAGAUAGAUAA